This is a messenger RNA of Gossypium arboreum, 1019 nucleotides long. RefSeq lists its product as uncharacterized. The coding region runs from base 35 to 775 and encodes 246 amino acids. The transcript is spliced from 2 exons. NCBI's taxonomy places the organism in Eukaryota, Viridiplantae, Streptophyta, Magnoliopsida, Malvales, Malvaceae. The record is from RefSeq and is a predicted model, not a curated record.
AUUCCCAUCGUUUCAUAUAGUCUAAUUUCAAUCCAUGGCAACUGACACCACCUCCACCACCGUAAUCUUGAAGCUCCUGAUUGAUACAAAAGGGCAGAGGGUUCUAUAUGCCGAAGCUGUCAAAGAUUUUGUUGAUUUUCUCUUUAACAUAUUGUUAUUGCCUGUAGUUACUGUUAUAAGGCUGCUUGCAAAAGAAGACAUGGUUGGAUGCCUUGCAAACCUUUACGAGAGCGUUGAAAAUUUGGGUGAUACAUACUUUCAACCGACAACAAACAAGGAUACCUUGUUGAAACCUAACUAUUCAUCAAGCUUGGCAAUCAAUGUUCCUCGCUUGUUACCAAACAUUCAAUAUAAAACCACACAAAGCAUUUACUGGUGUUCUUAUAAUUAUGGUUCACAUUGUGGUAAGUAUUAUGCAAAUGAUCCAACAUCGAAGUGUCCUUCUUGCACAAAUGCUAUGAACUCCCCUGCAUCAUUUGUAAACCCCCCAAAUAAGGUUUCAACUUCAUCAUCGGAUGCAAAUGAAGGCGGUUAUGUGAAAGGUGUAGUUACAUUUACGGUCAUGGAUGAUCUGACGGUCACGCCAAUGUCAACUAUUUCAAGCAUAACUAUGCUCAAUAAGUUCAACGUUCAACAAGUUGAUGCUUUGGAAGAGAAAGUGGUUGAUGUAGGCAUAAAUGAGGGCGUGGAGUUACUGAAGGCGUCGCUACAGUCCAAGAACGCGCUUACCAAUGUAUUCCUUACCCAGAAGGCCGGGAAGAAGCCUUAUAAGUGAUCGAAAUGCUUGUUACUUUCUGCUGCUGUUGAUGCGUUGCUGGUUUGUUUACAAAUUUACAAAGUGUGUUGCUGUCGGCUUUUUCAUUUGUAUUUCUAUACUUAAAUAUCUAUUUAGUUUUAUCAGUUAUGAAAUCAGUGGUUUUGUUGAUGUUACAAUCUGGUUUCAGAUUAUUAUGUUAAAAUAAUUGUUGGCUUGUACAAAGCUCAAGUUUUUUACCAAUUGGAAUGUUGAACCAGUAUCA